This is a messenger RNA of Anopheles arabiensis, 1444 nucleotides long. RefSeq names its product ER membrane protein complex subunit 2-like. NCBI's taxonomy places the organism in Eukaryota, Metazoa, Arthropoda, Insecta, Diptera, Culicidae. Gene Ontology annotation, biological process: protein folding in endoplasmic reticulum. Gene Ontology annotation, cellular component: EMC complex. The transcript is spliced from 4 exons. The record is from RefSeq and is a predicted model, not a curated record. Gene Ontology annotation, molecular function: protein binding. Bases 134 to 1057 code for a protein of 307 amino acids.
ACAAAACCAAUCACCGUGGUCGCUACCAAGUCCUACUGCGAAACCCACGUAGAGUUGCCCAAUAAUUGGAUUACACUACUGCUCCUCGAUAGAACGACUGUCGUUUUAUCAAUGUGAAUUGAAUUCAUCAACCAUGUCUUACAACGUAGAAGAAAUGAGUUGGUCAGAUGCCAGGAACUUGCUGCGAAAGUGGCGCGAUGAUAAUGAAAGAAAGAGCGACGAUGUAAUGCAACUGUGGGAUAAUGUUCUGUCCAGCAAGCAGAGUAAACUGGGCAAUGAACGUCACCUGGUGCUAGAGCAGGUGAUAAUCGCUGCCCUGGACUGUAACCGCAUCGAGACUGCGGAACACUGCGUUAGUAUCCUAUCUGCCGAGUUUCCCGGCAGUCUUCGCAUACAAAAAUACCGGUCGAUGCUGUUGGAAGCAUUGGAGCGAUACGAUGAUGCGCUGGACGAGCUCGAGCAAAUCAUACGGAAGGAUGAGACGAACGCAGCGCCGCGUAAGCGCAAAGUGGCUAUCCUGAAAACGCAAGGCCGCACCGCAGAAGCUAUCAAAGAGCUGUGCGACUACAUGAAAAUCUUCAUGUCGGACCAGGAGGGCUGGCACGAGUUGUGCAAUCUGUAUCUAGCAGAGGGCGAGUAUGCGAAGGCAGCAUUCUGCAUGGAGGAGUUGCUGCUGCACAAUCCGCAUAGUCACCUGAUUCAUCAGCGAUUGGCUGACAUACGGUACACGAUGGGUGGUCUCGACAACAUCGAGAUGGCUAAAACCCACUACUGCAAAGCGGUAAAGUUGAACGUUAACAACCUACGGGCUCUGUAUGGCUUGUUUUUGUGCUGCGGACACAUUUCCAACUCCAAGCUUGUAAUAGGUAAACGGAAGGAGGCGCAGAAGCUGGCCCAAUGGGCAAUGGCGCAGAUUCAAGCGCGAACGCAGCCAACGGCUAAGGAUACCAAAGGUGCAAUAAAAACUGGCAAAAGCAAAGCCGCAGGAUGUGAGGACGAGCUGCAAGCGCUCGAGCAAGCAUUUGGAGGAUUGGACGUUGGGAAAGUGGCCAAUUGACCAUCUUUUUUACGUCAAUUAGUCUUUUAAAUGCACUUUUACAGAAAAAUUAUCGCUGUACGUUUUUCCCAAUUAUUUCAUACUCUUUGGUCGGUUUCUAUCGUUAACUGUUUUUUUUAUUGCGAGUUCAUGCUGUGGCAAGGAGGCACUUUCUCCCUUGCCCUUGUAACGAUUAGUUUCAGUGCAGUUAGACGGCAUAGGAAUUAGCAGAUACUUUUCCAAAGUGUUUAUUUAAUUAACAUUCAAACAUUAAUGAUCAUGUGCAGUAGACCCUUCUUCGCAGUGCAACAAUGUAGACUCAUUGUUUUGUUGAUUUCUGGUGGUGGUAAUAACACAGAAAAGGAAACUGUACGAAGCGCUGCUGAAUAAAUGAUGUUUCAUUGGUAA